AUGACCAGAGUAUCUAGAUAUAAAGAGCACAAGGAUGAGACGGAGGAUGAAAAGAUGGAAGUAAGGGAAAGGGAUGUACCACCACAUAUCGAUGCUAAUACAUUGACUCCGAAAUUCUUGAAAACUCUUGAGGAGAGGACGUUGCUCGAUCAGUCAUCUGCGAAGAGGAAGAAAAGAGAAGAGAGUAUACCGUCAGCUGUAGUGGAGAAAGAAAAGGUUCAGGUAUCGACUAAGAAAAGAAAGAAGAAGGACAGGAAGGCUGAAGAGGAUAGAAAGGAGGAGAUACCAUCCGAGAAGCAGGACGUGAAUCUCUUGUCGGAAGGACAUCCAGUUAAUUCGUCAAGCAAGAAAAGGAAAACAACGUCAGCUCAGGAAGUUCUUACUUCACCAAAAUCCAAGAAGAGAAAGACGAACUCUUCCAAUCCAGCCGCUGAUACUUCAAAGGGGUUUAACGUAUCACCUCAGCCCCAAUCAUCUUCCAUUUCCACCAAUCAGCCUUCUCAAAUCGCUCUCAUGCCUUCAACUUCCAAUUCCAACGACACCUUCAUUACUCGCAAUGGUACGAUCUUGACAUUCCAAAACAGUGGUCGAUACCUUCUUCACUGGGCUCAGGCAAUCGGACAUAACGAACUAGAAGUCAACUAUUGUAAUGUCCCAUCUACUUCGACGCACUCUCAGCCCGAGACGACGACGACAGUCAUCUCAAAGACCCUUCAGAGGAAGAUAAGGCAAGCUGAAUUGGAAGGAAGGGAAAUGCCCAAACCUGAUAUACAAGAACAUCAAGGUACACUCAGAGAAUGUUCAAUCCAUUUACCAAUUAUCGGCACGACCGUACAUUCCUCAAAACCUUUCGAGGGGGGUUGGAUGAACAAGAAAUUGGCGAAGCAAAGUGCUAGUUUUGAAUCAAUCAAGCUAUUGUACAAGUUGGGAAAGGUUGAUGAUAAUUUGAAGAUUAUCUUAUCAAGUUCAAAUUCAGAUUCUACCUCUACUUCUAGUUCUCUAAGUAGUACGAGUGAUAGUACCUAUUCUGAUUCGACUGGAAUAACAGAUAUUUCUAUCGAGGGAGGACCGGAACGAGAAGAGGAAGUUAGAUUAUUGAAAGAAACUCGAUUAAUGACUAAAUCCAGAAGUACCCAACGAUGGGACAAACAAAAAGAACUGAUCAAAGAUAGAUUGCCACCUUCACCUUCUGAAUCAAAUUCGUCGAAACCUACUGGACAAUAUGGUCUGGGAUCUUACCAAUCUUACAUUUCGCCUCCAUUCUGGGCCGAAUCUCCAUCACUCAGUACAGAUUGCUUAUACGCCACUACACUGGAAUUCAUCCUUGAUUCACCAUAUCAACAAACUCAUAAGAUCGACGAACAAUGUAGAAAGUUAUGUUUGGUGACUAGUAAACCACUGGAUAUUUUCGAUAAGGAUGGGAUGGUCGAAAUAAACUUGACAAUAGGAGAUCAACAAUCACCCCAAAGUACGGGAUAUGGUCCAAAGUUUAGACUGGUCGAUUAUGGGAAAUUGAAAUAUUGGUCUGAAGAAGAUUUAGACAAAGCUCUGAAGUUUACUGAAAGGUUGUUGAGAGCAGAGUUGCAGAAACCUUUCAAAGGUGACUUGGAACGGGUGAAAUGGUUGUUGGUCCCGCUCAAAUCUGACUUUAGACCGGGCUCAUCACUAGAUAAGGACGAUGAGGAAAAGAAACAAAAAAGCAAAGAGAAGAAGAAGAAGAGAAGAAGGAAGUUGAGUAAAAAAGAUAUAUCAUGGGAAGAAAUGACCAAAAUCGUCGACGGCCCACUAUACACCUCAAUCUACUUGGAUGAUAUGGACAUACUCAAGAAACAAUGUAUUGAUCGAAUGAUCACUUCCCCAUCUGAAUUCGCUCGACGAAAAUAUGUUACCUCCGUGCGAUUCGAUCUAUCCCUUGAUUCCCCCCAUCCUGUCAAUCCUGCCAAAACGAUCUUGGAGAGUUUACCUUCUGGCAUACCUCCAUUGGGAUAUAGUAAACAACCCAUCUUACAAUGUGAGAAUGUCCGACCAUACAAAUCAGGUGGAAUUAUGGAUUCGAUCAGCUACCCUCUAAAAGCUGAGAUAAGUUAUAUACCACCUGAAUUAACCAAGAUACAUUGCAUACCGUCUAGUAUAUAUCGGACGGGUACCGUCUUACCGUAUCUAUUUGACGAAUUGGACAAUCAUCUAAUUGCAAAUCAAGCGAAUAAAGACUUGUUCAAUGGGAUGAUUAAUAGAAGGUUGUUAAAGCAAGCAUUGACUACUCCUGGAUCGAAUACGAUUUUAUCGAAGAAUUAUGAGAGGUUGGAAUUCCUAGGUGACACGAUAUUGAAAUUUAUCAUUACACUAUAUUUCUAUUUGUUCGAUCUUCCGUCCAACUCAACGAAAUCUUCCAAUUUGGAUUCGAUUUCACUCUCAAGAAGUAUACGAAGUACGAGCGACGUUAACGGUCGUAGGACUACAGAAGAAUUCGAUCAAGAUCGACAUGUUAUAACUUCCAAUAGAUCGUUACAACACAACGCUCUCAAAGUAGGGUUGAAUCAGUAUAUAAGAACCAAAAGAUUCAAAUCGAAAGAAUGGUCACCGAAAGAUUGGAUUUUGAAUUGGGAUGAAUGGAGUAAGAAUAAUCAUGGUGGUGAAGUCAAGGGAAACUUUAUGCUGAAAGGGUUAGAUAGUAAGAAUGUAACAGGGAUGAACGAGUUGGGAGAUAAAAUCCUCGCGGAUGUACUAGAAGCUAUCAUCGGAGCAUCGUACCUGACCUCGAGAAAUCUCGACAAUGUAAUAUCCGUGACGCAUUCAUUAGGAAUACCUAUAAAAGGAUUAAAUUCAUGGUCCGAUAUAAAGCACCUUAUUCCCACGACCUCUUCACAUAAAGCUACCAAAGAUGAGAAAGUAUCGGGGUUAGGGGAAGCGAAAUAUAUGAAAUUCUUCAAGGCUAAGGGGAAGACUAUCUUGGGAUAUGAAUUCAAAGAUGAAAAUAGGUUGAACCAAGUUUUGAGCCUCGACAUGAACCAACCUGGACGUAAAGAUCUAUUUGAUAGAUAUCGGUUACUCGGCAAUGCGAUACUUGAUUAUUUCGUUGUUGAAUACCUAUAUGACAAAUACCCUGAGGAAGGUCCGUCUUCUUUGCAUCUCAUGAAGUCCUCGAGAUGCACCGAGGGCGCUCGUUCCGCUUUAUCCACUGAAUUAGGUUUGCUUGAUCUCCUAAAAGACGGCACCCUUGAAACUACUUUGCAAAUUACCAAAAUCCGAAAAGGGCUAAAAGCUGCUAAAGCCAAAGCGGAUCAACUUCGAUCGAAAGCCAAAGCUGCUGAGGUCGAUCAGGAUCCUGCCAAGGUCGGACUGGAAUAUUGGAUGGAAGUACCUACAUCUUAUACCACCUCAAACCCGCUCGAAGCUCUAUUCGGAGCUAUCCUCCAUGACUCGUCAUUCGAUCUCCAACCCCUUCGUCAGAUUUUCCAAGAAAAGUUAUCACCUUUCCUAGAGAGAUAUUGUACCCCACCUAAAAGUAAGGAUAGGAACCCUAAAGCCGAGUUGAUAAGGUUCCUCCAAUCGAGAGGAUGUAUAACUGAUAGAUUGAUGCUUGAGAAGAAGUUACUCGAUACUAACGGGAGAAAGGUAGAGGUGAUAGUGAAUUACCAUGGGGUCGAAGUGACUCGAGAGACGGUAGAGGAAGGUCUGGGGUUCAAAGCGGUGAAAGAGUGUUGUGCGUUCACUUUGGGUUUCUUGAGGGAUCAAGGUGGUUUUGAGAAGGUAUGCGAUUGUAGGACUAGGAAGAAUUAG
Molecule: messenger RNA, 3780 nt
Organism: Kwoniella botswanensis
Lineage: Eukaryota; Fungi; Basidiomycota; Tremellomycetes; Tremellales; Cryptococcaceae
Exons: 7
Coding region: 1-3780 (1259 amino acids)
Biological process (GO): siRNA processing
Cellular component (GO): RISC complex; nucleus; cytoplasm
Molecular function (GO): RNA binding; ribonuclease III activity
Source: RefSeq, a predicted model, not a curated record